AUGCAGCCCCUGAAUAAGUUGAUGAAUGUCUUAAAACCUCAAAAUCUGACUCUACACGAACAAAGUGAGGUCCUGAGAGCAGAUAUGUCUUGGCAGCAGGAAACCAUUUCAGUCAGGGAGACCUAUGAUUCUGAGGCCUCUCGUCAAAAGUUCAGACAUUUCCAGUACUUGGAAGUGUCUGGGCCUCAUGAAGCCCUGAGCCAACUCUGGGAGCUCUGUCUUCAGUGGCUGAAACCGGAGGUUCAUACAAAGAAGCAGAUCCUAGAACUGCUGGUGCUUGAACAAUUCCUGACAAUUCUUCCUGAAGAGGUCAGGACUUGGGUGAAUUUACAACAUCCAAAGAACAGCAAAGAAGUGGUGACCCUCAUAGAAGAAGUGAUUGAAAUGCUUAAAGAUAAAGGUACACCCUGUGAGGGUUCUGUCCUUCUCCAGAAGGGGAGCAUGAAGAAGGAGAAAAUGGAAGCUGACUCACUAACAGACAAAUCCCAGGAACCGGUGACAAUCAAAGAUGUUGUUGUGGAAUUCAGCGCCGAAGAGUGGAGGCAGCUGGACCCUGCUAUAAGGAACCUGUACAGGGGUGUGAUGCUGGAGAACUAUAGGAACUUCAGUUCAUUGCGUAAAGAGCUUCUAUUUUCCAAACCAGCUGAGGUCCCCAAGUUGGAGAAUAAGAAAAAAAGACGUAUGAUGGAGCAAGAAAUCCCAAGGAAAAUGUUUUUUGACAGACAGACAAUUUCAGAAAAUCAGGAUUCAGUUCAAAAGCAGAAAAUUUCUGGAGAAGAAUCAUCCUGUAGAAUAAUGAUACCGAAACUGAUGCAAAGUGGGCUUCCUUCUUCAGAUGUCUGGAAAAGUGAUGAUUGUUUACUUAAGAACCAGGAGCACUGGGACAUAUGUUUGCCACAAAAAGCUUUUAUUCAUAAGACUGAGGAGGGAGACUUGGAAUGUUGUGAAGAUAAGAAAAGCUUCGAUGGUAAGUCAGUUAACUUAGUUUUUGAUACGCAACAGGGAUUUCCUCUGAGGAAGGGGUCCCCAAAGUGCGAUAAGUUUAAAACUAACUUCAAAUUUAAUUUAGAUUCAGUAGGUAAGCAACAUUCAGAAUAUAAUGAACAUGGGAAUGCCUCAAGCCUGAAUACAGAUACUCGACACCCAGAAAGUCUUACCAUGAUGAAUUGUUAUGAAUGUCUUGAGUGUGGGAAAGCCUUCAGCCGGAGUUCAUCCCUUGUUCGACAUCAGAUCAUUCACACAGGAGAGAAACCCUAUAAAUGCAGUGAAUGUGGGAGAUUCUUCAACCGACGAACAAACCUUACUAAGCAUCAAAAAAUUCAUCUUGAAGUAAAGGCCUAUAAAGGAAAUAAAUGUGGAACUGCCUUCAGUAAGAGGGAAGACAGUAAUAAAAAUCCAACUCUCCAUCCUAGAGAUAAUGCCUAUGAAUGUGUUAACUGUGGUAAAUCCUUCAGCCGGAGCUCCUCACUUAUUCGACAUCAAAUGAUUCAUACUGGAGAGAAACCAUUUAAAUGUAACAAAUGUGAGAAAACCUUCAACAGGAAUUCAAACCUUAUUAAACACCAAAAACUUCAUACUCAAGAGAAAUCCUUUAACAAGAGUAAAUGUGAUGUUACCUUCAGUUACAGUACAGAACUCAUUCAACAACCAUGA
This is a messenger RNA of Pteronotus mesoamericanus, 1653 nucleotides long. RefSeq names its product zinc finger protein 215 (gene ZNF215). The record is from RefSeq and is a predicted model, not a curated record. The transcript is spliced from 5 exons. Bases 1 to 1653 code for a protein of 550 amino acids. Gene Ontology annotation, biological process: regulation of DNA-templated transcription. Lineage: Eukaryota; Metazoa; Chordata; Mammalia; Chiroptera; Mormoopidae.